This is a messenger RNA of Symsagittifera roscoffensis, 513 nucleotides long. RefSeq names its product circumsporozoite protein-like. The coding region runs from base 1 to 513 and encodes 170 amino acids. The record is from RefSeq and is a predicted model, not a curated record. Lineage: Eukaryota; Metazoa; Xenacoelomorpha; Acoela; Convolutidae. The transcript has 2 exons.
AUGGACGCGAACAUUGUCGCAAAUUUGGACGCACACAUGGAAUCGAACAUGGAUGCAAACCUGGAUACGAUCAUGGAUGCAACUCUGGCACGCGAAUUUGGACGCGAACUUGGACGCGAAUCUGGAGCGAACACUGGCGCGAACAUGGACUCAAACCUGGAUGCGAACAGAGACGCCAACAUGGAUGAGAACAUACGCUCUAAGUUAUACGCGAAGAGGGACGCCAAAAUGGACGCGAAUCUGGGCGCGAACAUGGACAAAAGUAUGGACGCGAACAUGGACGCGAACAUGGAAGCGAACAUAGACGCGAACAAGGACACGAAUCUAGAUGUCAACAUGACCGAGAAUAUGGUCGCGAACAUAGACGCAUACAUGACUGCAAAUAUGGAUGCUAACACGGACGCGAACAUGGACUCGAACAAGAACGCGAACAUUGACGUAAGCCUGGACUCGACCAUUGACGCAAAUGUGGACUCGAUUAUGGACGCAAAUAUGGAUGCGAACAAGAACUGA